AUUCACUAUUAUCAAAUAGGAAAUGGGCAUAUAUAGACAACAUGAUUUGGUAGUAUAAUCCGGACCAAGUUGAAAAGACUUUAAUGAUUAGUACUUUGUUAUUUACUUUUCAUUUUAUUACAUGCGUUUAUUUCUUGUUAGCAAUGAUGAGAUGCUAAUGUUACCUUUUCCUCAUUCCAUCAUGCAUGUGCUUUCCCUUUAAAGUGUCGGAUCACUUUCGUCAUUUGGUAUGAUGGGGGAAGAGGAAGAUGGAAUGGCACCCAGACCUUCGACGUCGGCUUCGCAGUCAUUAAUGACGUCCCAAAAUACAUUUGGAGAUCCAAAUGAUGUCCUGGAUAAUUUGUACCCUCCGAAUUCGAGUAAUCCGGAGUACUUCCAGCAACAAUUUUCUGCAUUCCCAGAAUCUUCAAAAAAUGUUGGUUGUACAUUUUAGGAUGCUGCUGAUGGUAUUACUCGUAAUUUUGCUUUCACUUUAAUGACACUAAUAUUGAUUUGUAACUAAACCACUAACAUUUCUUCUAUGUAUAGAAAUGUUAUUUGACAUAAAUGAAGAUUUAUAGGGUACCACUAUUGUCCCGGAUGAUGAGGUACGGGUCGAAACACCAAGGGCCGGCAUGGAAUUUGUUAGUGAGAAUGAGCUUAUGGCCUAUUAUAAGAAAUAUGCCAAGCAAGAGGGGUUUGGUGUAAGGACACAGAGGACCAAGAGAGAUGAUGAAGGGAGAUCCGUGUAUGUUACUAUUGGUUGUGCCCGUGGCAGAAAAUACCAACCUAAGAACAUUAAUAUGUCAAAGCCACGUGCGACAACCAAAACAGAUUGUAAAGCAAAGAUAAAUGCGACGUUGAACAAGAACGACAAAUGGGUUAUCACUAAAGUUGAAAGUGCACACAACCACAUUACGGUCAGCCCGAAGAAGACAAGACUCUUGCGAUCUCACAGGCAUCUAGAUGAGCACAGUCAGAGGAUCCUCGACCUCAAUGAUAGAGCUGGUAUUAGAAUGAAUAAGAACUAUUUUUCUCUUGUUGUUGAGGCGGGUGGUUUUGAAAAUCUAGAGUUUCAAGAGAGAGAUUGUCGGAAUUUCAUUGACAAAUCUAGACACUUAAGAUUGGGUAAAGGAGGUGGUGAUGCCCUUUAUGCCUAUUUUCAAAGAAUGAGAAAGCAGAAUGACGGCUUCAUUUCUUCCAUGGAUGUUGAUGAUGAUGGAAGGUUACGGAAUGUUUUUUGGGCUGAUGCGGGGAGUCGAGCGGCCUAUGAGUACUUCAGAGACAUUGUCACCUUUGAUACGACAUACCUAACAAACCGAUAUGGGAUGCCUUUCGCUCCAUUUGUUGGCGUUAACCAUCAUGGGCAUUCCAUACUACUAGGGGCGGGGUUGCUGUCGAGCGAGGACACACAGUCAUUUGUUUGGUUGUUCCGCACAUGGUUGGAUUGCAUGAAUGGUCAAGCGCCCAAAGCCAUCAUAACUGACCAAGACCGGGCAAUGAAGAACGCAAUCCAAAUUGUAUUUCCGGAGACCCACCAUAGAUACUGUCUAUGGCAUAUAAUGCGCAAACUCCCAGAGAAGUUAGGAUCUCACUCCCAUUUCAGCACGGGAUUGAAGACCUCGAUUCAGUCUGCAUUGUAUGAUUCUCAGACCUGCAUGAAAUUUGAGGAGAUGUGGGGUGAACUUCUUGAUAAGUAUGAUCUUAGAGGUAAUAAUUGGCUCAACUCGUUAUAUGAGGAAAGGAGUUAUUGGGUCCCCGUUUACUUGAAGGAUGUAUUUUGGGCGGGUAUGAGCACGACACAACGCUCAGAAAGCAUGAAUGCUUUCUUCGAUGGGUAUGUCCAUUCUGGUACCACCUUGAAGGAAUUCGUGGACCAAUUUGAUAAUGCUUUAAGAAAGAAGAUGGAGAUAGAGACGACGGCUGAUUUCAACUCUAGUAACCAAAUGAUCCCCUGCGUUUCCCCUUUCAAUUUUGAGAAGCAGUUUCAGAAGGUAUACACAAAUGCAAAGUUUAAAGAGUUCCAAAAAGAGUUGAUGGGCCUAAUGUGUUGUAAUUGCACACUGGUAAGCAAGCAAGGGUGCAUUUCAACCUUCGAUAUAUUUGAUGAAAUAUCUAUUCACGACUGCAACAAAAUUGUCCACUACACACUCUACUAUAACGAAGAGGAAUGUGAGUUAAAAUGCACGUGUGCAUUGUUUGAGAUGAGGGGAAUUUUGUGUAGGCAUGCACUUAAAGUUUUGCAUCUGUCCCGAAUUAAUGUGGUGCCAAAUAGAUAUGUCUUGGAUCGCUGGAGGAAUGACGAGAAAAGGACAUACACAUUGAUCAAAAGCAAUUAUGAUGAUGUGCGUGCCAGUGGAGAUUCACGGCGGUAUGAGAUGGUGGUUAAAAGAUGCAUGAAAUUAGCAACUAAAAUUUCCUCGAGUGAUGAGCGAGUCAAUGCAUUCCUGAAGGUUGUGGAUGACUUUGAUUCAAAAUGUGAUGAUGUAACAUUUGGGACAAGAUCCGAAUCAACGAAGGUUGGACCGACUGUUGAGACCGCGGACAAGGGUAAGAAGAUAUUAAGCCCCAAUGUGGUCCGAGGGAAAGGAAAACCCCCAAGUAAGAGAAAGGUUCCCCCUGUGGAGAAGAUUACAAGAAAGAGAAAGGCCUGCAGGAAAAUAUUGGAUGAUCAAACACAAUUGGGUGACACCGCGGCAUCUAAAUUCGUGGACCAAUCUACUGAUGGGGUUGGUGUUGGUGUUGGGACACAAACCAGCUCAGUCACACAAUUUUCACCAUCAGGCAAUCAGGAGGUCUUCGGCUAUUGGUUACAUGUGUAUUUGAAGAUCUUUUUUGUCCUUUAAAUGUUGACUUGUGUAAAGCUCAAUUUUUUUACAGCUCAAUUUCACUUCUUUCAGAUCUGUCGCGAUAAUUGACUUGUUGUUUUUGUGUCAAUCAUGGUAGUUGCUGUUUUUGUGUCGGUCAUGGUAGUUGUUGUUUUUGUGUUGGUCAUGGUAGUUGAUGUUUUUGUGUCGGUCAUGGUAGUUGAUGUUUUUGUGUCGGUCAUGGUAGUUUUGUAAACAAGGAUACAAAUCUGGUUUU
Carya illinoinensis is the source of this 3063-nucleotide messenger RNA. Its product is annotated as protein FAR-RED IMPAIRED RESPONSE 1-like. NCBI's taxonomy places the organism in Eukaryota, Viridiplantae, Streptophyta, Magnoliopsida, Fagales, Juglandaceae. The coding region runs from base 615 to 2825 and encodes 736 amino acids. Gene Ontology annotation, molecular function: zinc ion binding. The record is from RefSeq and is a predicted model, not a curated record. The transcript is spliced from 4 exons.